Messenger RNA from Anopheles moucheti, 787 nucleotides. RefSeq lists its product as uncharacterized. Lineage: Eukaryota; Metazoa; Arthropoda; Insecta; Diptera; Culicidae. The record is from RefSeq and is a predicted model, not a curated record. The transcript has 2 exons. Bases 1 to 390 code for a protein of 129 amino acids.
AUGUCGACAGUGAAGCGCUCGAACAGAUGCUGGUGGACGGUGAGUUGUGUGGUGUUGCUGCUCGUCGGAUACGUUCUGUCCAAACCGAUUGAAGAGGGUGGAAACGAAAAGGAUCAACCGCUCGGUGGAGUCCCCGAUGGUGGUAGCGUACACGAGGAAGUCGUUGUCGCAGCAUCCCUGUACGUUCGUAAGAAGCCAGCCACCUCGUUACGUCGUCAGGAGCGUGAAAUACGCCACGAUCACGUAACGCAUCCGAGUGCGGCACACACGAACGGGCUGGACACGCCUGGGAAAGGUAAACCGCAUUUGGGCAAACACCAGGACAAAGUGCUGCCGAACUGGAAGAACAACGUCGCCGCACCGAAAGUGGAACACCAGCAAAAACAGUAAACAAAAGCGCAAGGGAAUGGUUCACCCAACAAUCCAGUUUGAGAAUCAAUCAUUCCGAUCAAGUUCGACCGAAAAAGCGAUCAUUCAUAGAUUGUUGCAAAAACGGGUUCCACAUAAAACUCGACCGAACGGUUGUAGGCGAACAUUUGUGUCUGGUUCCCAGGAUUUAAUCUUGCGCGUUGUUUCAUGUGACGUACGUACGGAUCAGAGGGUAUCGGAUUAGUGACCAUCGGCUUACCUUUCAUGUCGUACCGCCAGAGAGAAUUUAAAUAAUGAAACUGAAAAAAAUGCUGCAGUUGCUCAAUGUUCGACGUGAGGAAAAUGUGUACUGUUUGUUGAUUACACACGGCUGUACAGAAGUAGAGACUAUAAGUAGUAUAAGAUUUUCUUUUGCCAU